CGCCCAAUCGUGCAUUCUGUCAUUUGAUCCGAACUAGUCAACAAGUGAAGAAAAAAAGCGAAGAAAACGCAAAAAUGUCUCUUCUGCCUCUACUCCUGAGCGACCCUUUCGAGUACUCGCGCCCGUCGCAGAUCCUGGACCAGCACUUCGGCCUGGGGCUGGACGCCGACGACCUCCUGGCGCCGCUCGUCCCCCGGGAGAUGCGCCACCUGAUGCGUUGUCCUGCGGGAUACCUUCGCCCCUGGAGGAGCGCCGCCCAGCAGCGGGACUCGGGCUCGACCGUGAGCUACGACAAGGACAAGUUCCAGGCCAACCUGGACGUGCAGCAGUUCAAGCCGGAGGAGAUCAGCGUGAAGGUGAACGGCAACGUCGUCACCGUCGAGGGCAAGCACGAGGAGAAGCAAGACGAGCACGGGUUCAUCUCGCGGCACUUCGUGCGCAAGUACAUGCUGCCCAAGGGCCACGACGUGGACAAGAUCGAGUCCAAGCUCUCCUCCGACGGGGUCCUGACCAUCACGGCCCCCAGGUUCGACGUCUCCAAGGAGGAGCACAAGAGCGUGCCCAUCGUGCAGACCGGGCAGCCCUCCAAGCCCGUCGAGCAGAAGAAGGAGGAAAAGAAGUAAUUUAACCAAGCGGGAUUAGUUAUUGCUUCAAGACUGAUUUUUCCCAUUGUAAUGUGUAGCUAGUUUUAUUUUCAUUUGUAUUAAUCGAAUUUGUUUAAUAAAGUUACCAUUCUCUAGA
Tribolium castaneum (red flour beetle) is the source of this 741-nucleotide messenger RNA. RefSeq names its product protein lethal(2)essential for life. Gene Ontology annotation, biological process: response to heat; protein refolding. The transcript has a single exon. Gene Ontology annotation, cellular component: nucleus; cytoplasm. Lineage: Eukaryota; Metazoa; Arthropoda; Insecta; Coleoptera; Tenebrionidae. Bases 75 to 623 code for a protein of 182 amino acids. The record is from RefSeq and is a predicted model, not a curated record.